AUGGAACUCGUCGUCCGUACACCACAUAGACAGCUAACGCUGGAGCUAACGCACGUCGCGUACGUCAAAGGCUUCUUAACCAGCGUCUUAGGACUCGCUCGCUGCCAAUUAGAGUUGAUCCACUUCAACUCUAGCCGCGACGUCCUGUACAUGCAUUAACUAACCAACGUCAUCACACAACUUGAAUACAAUGGAGGACACUAGCUGAUUGAUGCUGAGCCAUCACGCCGACCGCCGCUGUCGCUUCUCCACUCACCGCUGAGUACGUUUAGGGCAUCAUAUUGCCCAUCGUACGCGCCAAAGCCUGCAAACGUUGUUGAUUGACGCGAUGCUCAUCAAAUCUGGGGCUACCUAGGUUAAAAGGCAGUCGACCAGCUUGAAUUAAACGUUACUGGCGUCUAACUGACAGGAGACUACAUGGACUGUCUCUGCCAAACCUGCACCGAAGCUCGAAUGACUCACAUCAUCUCAAGGCGCCCGGCUGAGAGCCGUGCACAACGACCAUUCUAUCGAAUUGCGAUAGACCUGAUCUACAUUAUCCCUGUGGGAGAGGAGUGUAUCAACGGCAGCAAGUACGCCCUCCACUCUAUGGACGAAUACUCAAAGUGGCAUGAAAUAGCCACAAUCAAGCGAAAGGACAAGCCAACGCUCACACGCUGGUUCAUGGCCUCUCCGUAUGAACAGCUGCGCGUAUGGCCCCGGAGGGGGCAUCUGCGCGCGAACCCUGCCACCUGAUUGGCUAGCUAGCCCUCGCCUCACGAAAACCCGCCAGGCCUGGGGCCAUCUGCGCGGGGCCAUCUGCGCGCGAUCGAACCCUGCAACCCUGAUUGGCUAGCUAGCCCUCGCCUCACGAAAACCCGCCAGGCCCAGGGCCAUCUGCGC
This is a messenger RNA of Didymella exigua CBS 183.55, 882 nucleotides long. RefSeq lists its product as uncharacterized. The transcript has a single exon. The record is from RefSeq and is a predicted model, not a curated record. Bases 418 to 735 code for a protein of 105 amino acids. NCBI's taxonomy places the organism in Eukaryota, Fungi, Ascomycota, Dothideomycetes, Pleosporales, Didymellaceae. Gene Ontology annotation, molecular function: nucleic acid binding.